Messenger RNA from Malania oleifera, 1680 nucleotides. Its product is annotated as putative cyclin-A3-1. Gene Ontology annotation, cellular component: cyclin-dependent protein kinase holoenzyme complex; nucleus; cytoplasm. The record is from RefSeq and is a predicted model, not a curated record. The transcript has 8 exons. Lineage: Eukaryota; Viridiplantae; Streptophyta; Magnoliopsida; Santalales; Ximeniaceae. Gene Ontology annotation, biological process: regulation of cyclin-dependent protein serine/threonine kinase activity; mitotic cell cycle phase transition. Gene Ontology annotation, molecular function: cyclin-dependent protein serine/threonine kinase regulator activity. The coding region runs from base 207 to 1295 and encodes 362 amino acids.
UGCAUCCCUCCUUCCUCUCCUUUCUCUCUCCAUCUCAACACCUUCCUCACUCUACAAAGGCACAAGAGAUCACGCCUGAAACUCAACCCAUCUCCAUCUCCAUCUCCAUCUCCGUCUCCGUCUCUUCUUCUGAGUUCUAAUCUCUCUUCCACUGCGUCACCAUCCCCAGUUUCGCACAUUUCAAACUCUUUCCUUCAGUCUUUGAGAUGGGUGAGCAGGAAAAUUGCGUCCGCACCACCCGCGCAUCCAAGAAGCGGUCAUACUCCUCAGUGGCCGGAGCUGCUCAGGCCCUGCAGCAACUUCCGAAAACGAAGAAACGAGUUGUCCUUGGUGACCUUACCAACACGCCCAGCGCCGAGUUGACUCAGAACUUCUCUGAUUCCAAAACCCAGAAGCUUAACCACAAGCCGAAGAAGAAGAAGAUUCUAAAACCUCAGAAGACUGAGACCGUUGUGAGCUUGGACGAUCCUAAGAACUGCGCGUAUGCGUCUUCUAUCUAUGACCAUCUUCACUCCUUGGAGAUCGAGGAGAAUAGGAGGCCAUUGGCCAAUUACAUGGAGAAGGUUCAGAAUGAUGUGACGGCAAAUAUGCGGGAAAUUUUAGUGGACUGGUUAGUGGAGGUUGCAGAGGAAUACAAGCUUGUUUCAGACACUCUUUAUCUUACUGUAUCAUACAUUGAUAGAUACCUAUCAUCAAAUGCUCUCAACAGGAGCAAGCUACAGCUUCUGGGUGUUUCUAGUAUGCUUGUUGCAUCGAAGUAUGAAGAAAUUAGUCCUCCACAUGUAGAAGAUUUUUGCUAUAUAACUGAUAAUACUUACACCAAGGAGGAGGUGGUGACCAUGGAGAGAGACGUUCUUAAGUUUUUUAACUUUGAGAUGGGUAGUCCCACAACAAAAACUUUUCUGAGGAGUUUCACACGAGUUGCUCAAGAGAAUUGCAAAUCAGCUGAUCUACCGUUUGAGUUCCUGGGUUGUUAUCUUGCUGAGUUAAGUUUGUUAGAUUAUGGUUGUUUGCGGUUCCUACCAUCAAUGAUUGCAGCCUCUGCCAUAUUUCUUUCAAGAUUCACUAUCCAACCACAUGCGCAUCCUUGGAGCUUGGCUUUGCAACACUAUUCAGGUUACACACCAUCUGAUUUGAAGGAGUGCAUCCUUGCCAUUCAUGACUUGCAAUUGAGUAGAAAGGGUGCCUUACGAGCAGUAAGAGAUAAAUACAAGCAACACAAGUUUAAGUGCGUGGCAGUGUGGUCUUCACCCUCAGAGAUUCCUACGAGUUAUUUCAAGGCUGUUAACAAAUAAGUAUGCGAGAGAUUCUCAAAGCCAACUUUGGAGUUUCAACAGUUCUUGAAGAAUGUUCCAACUAACUUCUUGCUUGAACUUUUCUGCUUUAUUGGAGAGAUUUUACCUAAUAAAAUUGCUGGCAAAGGGCUUCUGGGGUUGAGAGGUGUCAGGCGUUCAAUUCUACAAGUGUUUUGUUGUUUUUACAACUAGCAUCAAUUUGUAGAGGCAGCUGACAGACAUGUUUCUCACUUGUUAUCCAGUUUUCGCUUGUUACAUCUAUCAUUAUGUUUGAAACAAUUUUGUAAGUGAUGUUGCCUUAAGAGCAGUGUCAGUCCAAAUGAACAAGCGAUUUCCAUGUACCUGUAAAUUGAUAGUUUCAAAUAAAGGAUUGUACUUGUCUGUA